AUGGCUCCCCACGCUGAGAUCGCGAACGGUGAUGGACCUGUCAACUCUGGCGGCGUUUCCUCCUCCACCAACCAGAAGGUGACCUUCAAGGUCAACUCCCCCAACGUCGAGUACACCGACAACCAGAUCCGCUCCAAGUACACUUAUCACACCACCGAGGUGUCCGAGGUCAACGGCCAGUAUGUUGCGGUCCCCAAGGAGACCCAGUACAACUUCAAUGUCGACACCAAGGUUCCCAAGCUGGGUAUGAUGCUCGUUGGCUGGGGCGGCAACAACGGUUCCACCGUCACCGCCGGCAUCAUUGCCAACCGCCGCGGGCUCUCCUGGCAGACCCGCCGCGGUGAACAGAAGGCCAACUACUAUGGCUCUCUGAUCAUGGGCUCUACCGUCAAGCUCGGCACCGAUGCCAAGACCCGCAAGGAUAUCAACAUCCCCUUCCACGACCUCCUCCCCAUGGUCCACCCCAACGACAUUGUCAUCGGCGGCUGGGACAUCAGCAAGCUCAACCUCGCCGAGGCUAUGGACCGCGCCCAGGUUCUCGAGCCCGGCCUCAAGGCUCUGGUUGCCAAGGAGAUGGCCUCCAUGGUCCCCCUUCCUAGCAUCUACUACCCCGACUUCAUUGCUGCCAACCAGGAGAAGCGUGCCGACAACAUCCUCGAGGGCACCAAGGCCUCCAUGGCCCACGUUGAGAAGAUCCGCCAGGACAUUCGUGACUUCAAGGCUGCCAACAACCUUGACCGUGUCAUCGUCCAGUGGACCGCCAACACUGAGCGUUUUGCUGACCUCAUUGAGGGUGUCAACGACACUGCCGACAACCUCCUCAAGGCCAUUGAGAAUGGCCACGAGGAGGUCUCUCCCUCCACCGUCUUCGCUGUUGCUUGCAUCCUCGAAAACACCCCCUUCAUCAACGGCUCCCCCCAGAACACCUUCGUUCCCGGUGCCAUUGAGCUUGCCGAGCGCCACAGGGCCUUCGUCGGUGGUGAUGACUUCAAGUCUGGCCAGACCAAGAUGAAGUCGGCCCUCGUCGACUUCCUCAUCAACGCCGGUAUCAAGCUUACCUCCGUUGCCAGCUACAACCAUCUCGGCAACAACGACGGCAAGAACCUGAGCGAGCAGAGACAGUUCCGCUCCAAGGAGAUCUCCAAGUCCAACGUCAUUGACGACAUGGUGGAGGCCAACACCGUUCUCUACGCCCCCGGCGAGAAGCCCGACCACACCGUUGUCAUCAAGUACAUGCCCGCUGUCGGCGACGACAAGCGUGCUCUUGAUGAGUACUAUGCUGAGAUCUUCCUCGGCGGUCACCAGACUAUUUCGCUCUUCAACGUGUGCGAGGACUCCCUUCUCGCUUCCCCCUUGAUCAUCGACUUGGUCCUCAUCACCGAGCUCUUCACCCGUAUCCGGUGGAAGGCUGUCUCCACCGACGGCGCCGCCACCAAGGACUUUGAGGGCUUCCACAGCGUUCUCUCUGUCCUCUCUUACAUGCUCAAGGCUCCCUUGACUCCUCCCGGCACUCCCGUUGUCAACGCCCUUGCCAAGCAGCGCUCCGCUCUCGUCAACAUCAUGCGCGGCUGCUUGGGUCUCCAGCCCGAGUCCGACAUGACUCUUGAGCACAAGCUCUUCUAAGCUUUGCAACUCAUUUGCUUUGGCUUCGAGCGUGUUUAGAGGGGAUUCAGCACCCUUGCUCUUUUCUUUCUCGAGUCUUAACCUUUAAUCUUCGGUUCUGAAAACUUGGUCAUGUUGAGCGGCACAUCAAAAGGCGCUUGGUAGACAUUAGGAUGGGGAUGGGGGUUUAAAACUGGGUUUAACGGUGAUGCAUAAGGAGAGCGGAGUUGGGAAGGCUGAGCAUCCGAGAUAGUAUUAUGGUAGAAAAUGGGGAACCCUGAUGUUUCCUGAAUGUUGACUGGUGUCGUGAUGGUGACUGUGAUUGUGCUCUUGAUUGUGAAACGAUUCUUG
Molecule: messenger RNA, 1953 nt
Organism: Podospora pseudocomata
Lineage: Eukaryota; Fungi; Ascomycota; Sordariomycetes; Sordariales; Podosporaceae
Gene: INO1
Product: Myo-inositol-1-phosphate synthase
Exons: 2
Coding region: 1-1623 (540 amino acids)
Biological process (GO): inositol biosynthetic process; phospholipid biosynthetic process
Cellular component (GO): cytoplasm
Molecular function (GO): inositol-3-phosphate synthase activity
Source: RefSeq, a predicted model, not a curated record